AUGGCAGAUACUACUGUGAUAAUCAUCGGGGCAGGUCCUUCCGGCCUUGCUACCGCCGCUUCUCUAACCCUUUCAUCAAUCUCAUACAUUAUCAUCGAAAGAGAAGAUUGUUCCGUCCCCCUUUGGCGAAAACACUCCUAUGACCGCCUCCACCUUCACGUCCCCAAUCGUUUUUGCCACCUUCCAGCCAUGCCCUUCCCUUCCUCCACCCCAAACUACCUUCCUAAGGUCAACUUCCUCGACUAUUUGGACCGGUACGCCGAGAAUUUCAGAAUCCGACCGCUGUAUCGCCGAAAUGUGGAGGCGGCACAAUUCGAUCACCCAGAGGGGAAGUGGAAGGUUAGAGCUAGGAAUUUGGACAAGGGUGAAAUGGAGGAGUUUAGGAGUAGAUUUUUAGUGGUGGCGACGGGUGAGACGGCGGAGGCUUACACACCGGCAGUCCCGGGGAUGGAGGAAUUUGGCGGGGAUUUGAUGCAUUCAACGAAGUUUAAAUCGGGAAAAGGGUUUGAAGGGAAGAAUGUGUUGGUUGUUGGGGCAGGAAAUUCAGGGAUGGAAAUUGCUUUGGAUCUUUGUCUUCAUGCUGCUAAUACUUCCCUUGUUGUUCGGAGCCCGGUGCAUUUUAUGUCAAGAAGAAUGAUCGGGUUGGGAUUGGAUAUGUUAAAGUAUAAUUUGCCAAUUUGGUUUGUGGAUUCAUUGAUGGUGAUGCUAAGCAAACUAAUAUAUGGAAACCUCACCAAUUAUGGAAUCAAAAGACCUGUUGAAGGCCCAUUUUCUAUGAAAGCCAAGUAUGGAAAGUAUCCUAUAAUUGACGUAGGAACCCUUGAGCAAAUUAAAUGUGGGCAAAUUCAGGUAUUGGCUACAGAAAUAGCAAGCAUAAAAGGGAAGAAUAAUGUAGUGUUCAAAAAUGGAAAAUGCUAUCAAUUUGACUCCAUCAUAUUUUGCACUGGCUUCAAAAGGUCAACAAAUCUCUGGCUCAAGGGAGAUGAGUAUCUUUUGAAUGAUGAUGGACUACCAAAACCAAGUUACCCUAAUCACUGGAAAGGAAAGAAUGGGUUAUAUUGUGUAGGACUAUCAAGAAGAGGCCUAUAUGGAGCUAAUUUAGAUGCUCAAAAUGUUGCUAAAGAUAUAUCAACUCAAAUCUACAAGUUUGGAUCAUAGAAAGAAGGAAAAGAUAACUAUGGGAUGUUAUCGAUAUGGUCGACUCCAAAGUGCAGUCCAAGUUGAUUUUAAUGGCUUUACAACUGAGGUCUCAAAUGUCUAAGAUGUCAAUAUUUGUAGUUAAAGCUAGUUACUUGAAGAUAAGUUUUUUUUUUCUUUGAAUAUUAU
Molecule: messenger RNA, 1326 nt
Organism: Cucumis melo (muskmelon)
Lineage: Eukaryota; Viridiplantae; Streptophyta; Magnoliopsida; Cucurbitales; Cucurbitaceae
Product: probable indole-3-pyruvate monooxygenase YUCCA10
Exons: 5
Coding region: 1-1158 (385 amino acids)
Molecular function (GO): N,N-dimethylaniline monooxygenase activity; NADP binding; flavin adenine dinucleotide binding
Source: RefSeq, a predicted model, not a curated record